Macadamia integrifolia is the source of this 1433-nucleotide messenger RNA. RefSeq lists its product as uncharacterized. NCBI's taxonomy places the organism in Eukaryota, Viridiplantae, Streptophyta, Magnoliopsida, Proteales, Proteaceae. Bases 78 to 1292 code for a protein of 404 amino acids. The transcript is spliced from 2 exons. The record is from RefSeq and is a predicted model, not a curated record.
AAAGGGAAAACAUAGAAGGUUUGGUUGAGACUUUCAGAUUCGAGAGAUAAAGAGAUAUUUUGAAGAGACUGAAUAGAAUGUAUGUGACAAGAUCUCUCUCCCACUACAAGCAAAUCCCCAGCUCUCUCUCCUUACCUCCACCUGAAGGUCCAAAUUCAGGUUAUCUUGUAAUUCAAGAUGAAGAAUCUGUAGGUACCACUUGUUUUGGGUUGUGCAAAGAUACAUACAUUCGAGAGAUGCCAUUCCCUCAGGACAAGAUCCUUACUGUCAGCUACUCAACAACAUCUGGACACAACACCACAACAGGAGCACCAAACCAUGUUACUUAUACUGAUGAUGUCUAUUUCAUCCCAGCUCUUAAUCAACCUCUUUCUUCCAAUCGAUACUACGUUAUAAAGGCACAUGGCCGACAUAAAGGGGAAGCAUAUGCAAGUUCGAAUGAGGAAGAGCCUUGUUGCUGUUUCAACACUGUUAAGGAAAUGAAGCCCAGAGAAUUGGAUCACGAGGACGUGUAUCAGCAGAUUGAAAUCACAGCUUUGGAGAUGUCAUGUUGUGGUCCUAGUGGUUAUGUUGCCAGAUCUGUAGCUCAAGAUGGGGUUCCUCCACGUUUCCUAGCUAGAAAAGGAUGGGAGGUUUAUACUUCAACUCCACGCCAUUACCAGUUAUGCGAAGCUCAGGGCAUCAACUACUCUCUCCGGGCACGGCUACCACACUUUGAUUUCCCAUUGUCUACUAAGAGCUCUGAGAUUAUGGUUGUGGGGAAGUGGUACAGUCCAUUCAUGUUUAUAAAGGAAGAAGGAAAGUUGAAAGAUCAGAUGAAGAGAUCGAUGUUUUACGAGAUCACACUGGAGCAACAGUGGAAACAGAUUUAUGAAGGUGAGAACAAUCUCAAUGGAGAUAAUUUUGUGGCUGUAGAUGUUUCAGUUCAAAGAGAGAUAGCAUUUCUCUUGGGCAAUGAAGCUGAUCUGCACAAUCACACGCAAGUGACUGAUGGUGUGAUCUGGUUUAGUACUGUGAAUCGAGGGGGAGGAGGAGGAGAAUCAAAGGUGGGAUUGAGUUCGGCAGUUAUGGAGAGGAUGAGAUGGGAGCAAGAAAGAGUGGGAUGGGUUGGUGGGAAAGAAAAACAAGUAAAGGUUGAAAGGGUAGAAGAGUUUGAAGGGGGUACGGAUGAGUGGAAGAAAUAUGGUUGUUAUGUAUUGGUGGAGAGGUUUGUAUUUAAGAGAAUGGAUGGAAGCUUAUUACUGACCUAUGAGUUUAGGCAUACCCAUGAAAUUCGAAGCAAAUGGGAAUGAGUAUUAUUGAAAAUGAUGUGGGCUCCCACUUUGACUGCAUUACAUUUUAUCUAGUUUUCUUCUGUAGAAAUAUGAGUCUGGAUGAGAUAGAUACUUUUUAUGUUUCUUUUUCGACCUUUCGUUUUGGGUGAUGUUUAUAAA